This is a messenger RNA of Thunnus maccoyii (southern bluefin tuna), 1152 nucleotides long. RefSeq names its product formin-like protein 5. Lineage: Eukaryota; Metazoa; Chordata; Actinopteri; Scombriformes; Scombridae. The transcript has 5 exons. The annotation marks the transcript as partial. The record is from RefSeq and is a predicted model, not a curated record.
CCUCCUCCUGGUACUACAGCUCCACCAGGGCCGACUCCUCCAGGUCCAGCACCUCCAGGCCCAACUCCUGCACCACCAGGCCCAAAACCCGUUCCACCAGGCCCAACUCCUGCACCACCAGGCCCAAAUCCUGUGCCACCAGGGCCAACCCCUGCACCACCAGGCCCAAAUCCUGUUCCACCAGGCCCAACACCUGCGCCACCAGGCCCAAAUCCCGUUCCACCAGGCCCAACUCCAGCACCACCAGGCCUAACUCCUGCACCACCAGGCCCAAAUCCCGUUCCACCAGGCCCAACCCCUGCACCACCAGGCCCAAAUCCCGUUCCACCAGGCCCAACCCCUGCACCACCAGGCCCAAAUCCUGCUCCACCAGGCCCAAAUCCUGCCCCACCAGGCCCAUACCCUGUUCCUCCAAGUGAUGUUCCAGCUCCACCUAAGGAGGUUUGGGACCAGUUCCACCUGGGUACUGACCAACACCACCAGGUCCGUAGCCUCCAUAGCCACCUGGGUCAGGACAGAGCUUUGUUUAAUGCCCAUAUUGUAUAUCUUUCAAGGACCAAUACGUCCUGGUCCAAAACCACCAGGAGUAACUCCUCCAGGCCCAGUUCCAUAGCCUCCAGGACCGACACCACCUGGUCCAAAACCACCUGGUCCCAGUCCUCCUCCUACGCCACCAGUUCCCUGUCCUGGUCCAAACCCUCCAGCCCCAACACCUCCAGGUACGAUUCCUCCAGGUCCAACUCCUCCUGGUCUGACACCUCCAGGUCCGACACCUCCAGGUCCGACUCCUCCAGGUACGACUCCCCCUGGUCCUACACCUCCUGGUCCAACUCCUCCUGGUCUGAUUCCUCCAGGUCCGACUCCUCCAGGUCCGACUCCUCCUGGUCCUACACCCCCUGGUCCAACACCUCCAGGUCCGAAUCCUCCAGGGCCGACACCCCCUGGUCCAACACCUCCAGGUCCGAAUCCUCCGGGGCCGACACCCCCUGGUCCAGCACCUCCAGGUCCGAAUCCUCCAGGGCCAACACCCCCUGGUCCUUGACCACCAUAGCCACCUGAGAAAACACGAGCGGCAUCCACCUCCACCAGCACCUGGUCCAAAGCCUCCUAGACCAGCUCCAGCUCCUCCACCAGGCUGAAAUCCAGUCCCAG